AUGGCUCAGGAGACCAAUCAGACGCAGGUGCCAAUGCUUUGCACUAUGGGAUGCGGUUUCUAUGGUAACCCCCGCACCAACGGCAUGUGCUCGGUCUGCUACAAGGAACACCUGCAGAGACAACAGGGAGGGGGGCGAUCCAGCCCGCCAGGAGAGAAAGCUGCUACAUCACCGGCAGGAUCGGCGGGCUCAGCUGGUGUGACUGUGGAGAGUACAACCUCAGAGCCCAGUACAGAGGUGGCAGGAACCCCACCUGAGGAACAAACGAGCAGUCCCAGCUCUCCCAGCCCAGUAACUCAACAGAUGACAGCUAUGAGCAUCUCCCAGGAUUCGGGAGCUGUGGACUCUGAUCGAGCGGAGGCUGAGGAGGGAGAAGAGGAGGGUACUAGCAGCAGCUCAGAGCCAGUAGGGGAAGCAGCACAAGCUUUGUCUGAUAAUGACCAAACUCCAGAUAAAAACAAGAAAAAGAACCGCUGCUUUUCUUGCCGGAAGAAAGUAGGCCUCACUGGUUUUGACUGUCGCUGCGGGAACCUCUUCUGUGCCAUUCACCGUUACUCUGACAAACACGACUGUCCCUAUGAUUACCGGAGUGCAGCUGCUGCCCGCAUACGCAAGGAGAACCCCAUCGUGGUGGCUGAGAAAAUUCAGAAGUUAUGAGGACUGAGUGCAAAAACAAAAACAAGUCUCUGACUUUGUGAAUUUGAACAAUGGCAACUUGGAUGAAAACACCUGAUAUCAUGGCUUCAUUUGUUCAUGGUAGACUAAGACGGGCGGGGUGGGGUGGUGAGGUUGCAGCCACUGUCCAGACGCUUCCCUUACUAGCAUCUCCCUCUCUCUCCGUGUGUGUGUGUGUGUGUGUGUGUGUGCGCACGCGCGCCUGUGUGCGUUUGUGUGUGUCUGUCUGUCUGUCUGUCUUUCUCUUGCUUGAGGGUCAGGGAGAGAGCCAUAGGGGCCUGGUUGACAUUAGUGUGGCUGUGGGAAGGGAAGACAUUUUAUUUUACCCCUUUUUGUUUGGGGGAGCGUGUUUUUUUUUUUUUUUUUUUUUUAAUACAAUCCCUGUAAGGCCGUUUGAAAUGAGACAGGUAAGCUGUUGAGGAAUGUGUCGCAGCCUGGUUAAUGACACAGAGGUCAAUUAAGAAGGUCUAACAAGUUUAAAAAAAAAAAAAAAAAGAAAAAAAACCUAACUGGGAGAUUUCAUGUAUCAGCAAGACCUUUUUAAGGGCUUUUGGAAUAUAAUUUUUUUUUUUUUUUUUUCCCCGACUGAAAAUGAUGUCAACUUCUUGUCAAAUUGGCAGAUUUUUUAUUUUUUUCCCCCUUCCCACCUCCUCUUACCUUUUCUCUAUUGGUCACCAUAUGUUGAACUCCCAAGUCUCAGCAUUUUCCAGAAAUGUUUCUCUUUGAUAUAUUGACUUAUCAUACUGAUAUUGGGUGCAUGAACAGUUAUUGGACGGGAAAGGUAGGGGAGGGCAAGGGUAGGGGAAACUGAGAACCUUGACUUAACCGAGUGAUUGAAUUGUUUUUUUCUUUUUAUUUUCUUUUUUUUUCUGUUUUAAUGAGCGUAUGACAUCAGAAGAUCUAUAUUAAUAUAUUGUAGUUAGCUUGAAUUGUGUGAUUGCAUUCUAUUUAUUUUUUAUCGUUUGGUUGGUCUGUGCUGGAGGAUUGGCAGCAUGUGUCAGCAAAUCAUUAAGGUUUGCACUUAACCUUUUCAAUUAUAUUUAGGUAAUUCCAUCUUGAUUAUAUAACCAUUGAAUAAAAGAUACACAAGCUCUGACAUGAUAGAGUAGGGUCCAGUUAAGCCGCAGUUACAGUUAAAAUCGUGCAGCGAAAUGUCCAUAGUUUUGGAUUUUGGAAACAAAGCACAACAAAGUGUGUCAACUGCAGAGCACAAAAAUAAUGUGCCACACCUACUCCGUUUUGUUCAGCAUCUGGGUCAUUUGCAGUUUAUAUUUGAUCUGUAUAGCAGGCUCGCUGAACAAAUUGCCUGAUUGAUGAGACGUUCUGUGUUAGUAAGGCGCUGUGUUCUCCUUUUAAUGCCCUUUUCUGUUCUAUGGAGUCAGAGUGAAGCUCCCUGUUUCUCUAACCACCAGCAGACCACUGACACAUGCUGAAUGAAAACUGACCUGGGUCGCAGUGACACCUUCUGCUCUGCUAAAGUAAGGGUUGGCGCAAUGCUACGGAGUUGCGUGCUGUGCUUUUUACAAUGUGGUCAGAUUCAGACGAGUCCUUGCUACGAAGAUCGCCUCUAGCUAGCUUCUUCUAGGAAGAUCAAGCUUACCUGCAUGUGUGCAGUCAAACAAAUGAGUUACUGUUUGGUAACCGACUGCAUAGUUUGAAAUGAAGCUGGAAUGUUCCAAAAAAGCCACACAGCAGUAGCACAAUGCAUGGCUAGAACCCUAAGGUUCAAGUUAACAGGACUCUACUUUUUUUUUUUCUUCUUCUUCCAAAUGUAAAUACCAUAUGGCUCCUAUUCAUAUAGUAUAAUCUUAAUGUAGAUUUUUGCCAAGUAAUAAAGGUGGGGGACUAAGGCGAAGAAUAGUACUAUGUGUAUAAAAGUGCUUUUCAUAAUUAUCCCAAAAAAUUACUGUGCCACAAAUGGCACUAUUUUUUCCCCCCCAUCUUUUUAUUUACAGGUUAUUAACCACAUCAUCUGCCCACAUAAUGUCCAAAGUAUGUUUAGUAGUUUGCUGUACCAUGAGUAUCUAAAGGCCAUGUGGCUUCUAUUCUACCAUACUAGUCAGAUUGUUAACAAGGCCCUUAAGCUUUACUUACAUUGCGGAGUUACACAGUAUCCUAGUCCAUGUUUAUAUCCCGUUACUGAAGCCUUUUCAUAGCUUAGCGAAAGUUAAAAAGGCCUCUUGUGAGGAGCAGGGGGGCAUUUGAGGUUUCAUCUUUUGAUUAUCAAAAGCUUUCCUUGUAAAUGUUGCUUGAUCUUGAUCAUAUAAUAUUUAUGAAAGAGCUGUAGAAAAGUUGCAAGGAAUUUGUGGGGUGUGUGUUUUUAAAAUAAGCCAAUGCAGAAUGUAUUGGACAUGAAUGACUUUUUCCUUGCAUACGCAGAAUAUCACGUUGGACCUGGUUGUGUUUAGUUCUGGCUCCUUUUAUUGGAAAAUUGGCCUUCAUCGUAAUUCCUGUUAAACUCCUAGUGUGGGUGAUGGACGUGUAAAUAGCUUUGUGACCAGGCGUGCCAACACCGAGAGUAUUUACCCAGGAUAAGUUGGGCAUCUCAAGCCCCUGACUGUGAUUUUAAUUACCACUGGUGGAAACUUGAAAUUCAGAAGGAGUUUAAAUAUUGUUGUAUUCAGGUGGUUGGAGCAGCUCUGCAAGUUCGAUGUUCCCUAAGGUGUAUCUUAUAUAUUCAGAGUAUUCAAGCUUGCCUGCUGGGUUGACCGUUAACAAAAUAUUGUCACCUACAAAAUGCUUUGUUUUUCCUUUACAGAUUGAAAGUCCUUUCAGAGUAAAAGUCCUUAACUGGGGAUGAUUGUUCAGGUGUGUAAACCGUGAGGAUUUAACGGUCUACACACAUUUGUUUUCUAUUGACUGCUCAUAUCAAACCCCCAACCCCCUAUUUUCAUAAUAAACAUGGGCAGUUUGAAUGUAAACCACCAUAAUUCACAUAAUCAGCUGCAAUGUCAUUUAUCAAACUACAUGGCCCUGAUAUUGACUUUGUUUUUGGGCGAAAGCCCAAUUUCCUUCCAUGUGGUUUGGGACAUUUGGAUCACUUAUUGUUUUGACUGUUUGUGAUGAAGAACUUGGCACCAGCAAUUAGGGCAACCAAACCGAAAUAAUCUAGAUAUUAUCAGUACAUAUACUUUAUUUUUUUUCUUCCUUCUGUUGUGUUGCUUCUGUAGAGUUUUGAUGUCUUCAAUCCCAUAUUCAGCACAACCUUUCAUAAUCAAUGUCUUCAUCAUGCGAGGGUUUUGAUUGAUAAUGAUGAACCUGUCAGUUGUGAUGAGUCUGGUUUGAAAUUCAGUUUUACUGCAGAAGUACAGACAAAUGACGAUGACUUGAUUCAUUCUGUCUUUUCGAGAUGAGCUUGAGGGACAGCAAAUGAAAUCUACAAUGUUGACAGAGCUGUUAGUUCUUGUUCCUUGGCACUCCAGUCCCCCAGAAACACCACCAGAUAUCUUUUUUUUUAUUUUGUUUUUCGUUAAAGAUUUAGGAUUGUAUGAUGUGUAAGAGUAAGUAUAAAACAAUAAAUUCACAAAGUUUAUUUUAAAUUA
Perca fluviatilis (European perch) is the source of this 4217-nucleotide messenger RNA. RefSeq lists its product as uncharacterized. Lineage: Eukaryota; Metazoa; Chordata; Actinopteri; Perciformes; Percidae. The coding region runs from base 1 to 657 and encodes 218 amino acids. The transcript has 5 exons. Gene Ontology annotation, molecular function: zinc ion binding; DNA binding. The record is from RefSeq and is a predicted model, not a curated record.